Molecule: messenger RNA, 1203 nt
Organism: Epithele typhae
Lineage: Eukaryota; Fungi; Basidiomycota; Agaricomycetes; Polyporales; Epitheliaceae
Product: endoglucanase
Exons: 9
Coding region: 1-1203 (400 amino acids)
Biological process (GO): glucan catabolic process
Cellular component (GO): extracellular region
Molecular function (GO): cellulose binding; hydrolase activity, hydrolyzing O-glycosyl compounds
Source: RefSeq, a predicted model, not a curated record
AUGAAGUCGGUCAUCCUCUCGCUCGCCGUCGCGCUCACCAGCGCCCGCUGCGCCUUCUCGGUGGCCGUCUGGGGCCAAUGCGGUGGGGUGAACUAUACUGGUGACACCGUCUGCGACUCCGGAUCCGCUUGUGUUGUGCUGAACGACUUCUACUCUCAGUGCAUCCCUGGUGCUACCGCCACCACUUCCUCCACUACCACCACCCGGCCCACCUCGACCACCACCUCGACGGCCCCGAGCUCCUCCAUUUGCUCUGGCUCGCGCACGGCCUUCAAGCACUUUGGUGUGAGCGAGUCCGGUGCUGAGUUCGGCAACGGGAAAAUCCCGGGUGUCCUCGGCACCGACUACACCUGGCCGUCGCCCAGCUCCGUUGACUACUUCAUGAGCGCGGGCUUCAACACGUUCCGCAUUCCGUUCCUCAUGGAGCGCAUCAGCCCUCCCAGCACGGGCGGCAUGACCGGUCCGUUCGACCAGACCUACCUCAACGGUCUCAAGACGAUCGUCAGCUACAUCACCGGCAAGGGUGGUUAUGCCGCGAUUGACCCCCACAACUACAUGAUCUUCAACGGCCAGACGAUCUCCAGCACCAGCACCUUCCAGGCCUGGUGGAAGGCCCUCGCUUCUCAGUUCGUCAACGACUCGCACGUCAUCUUCGACCUCCAGAAUGAGCCGCACGACAUCCCCGCCCAGACCGUCUUCCAGCUCAUGCAAGCCGGCGUGAACGGCGUCCGCUCCUCUGGCGCAACCUCACAGAUGAUCUGGGUCGAGGGCACCUCCUGGACCGGCGCGUGGACGUGGACGAGCUCGGGCAACGGCGACGCCUUUGGCGCGAUCAAAGACCCCAACAACAACCUCGCGAUCGAGAUGCACCAGUACCUCGACUCGGACGGCUCCGGCACCUCCGGCACCUGCGUCUCGUCCACCAUCGGCGCCGAGCGCCUCCAGAACGCGACCGCGUGGCUCAAGGCGCACAACCUCAAGGGCGUCCUCGGCGAGAUCGGCGCGGGCUCGAACACGGCCUGCAUCCAGGCCGUCCAGGGCGCGCUUUGCGAGAUGCAGCAGUCCGGCGUGUGGCUCGGCGCGCUCUGGUGGGCCGCGGGCCCGUGGUGGGGCGACUACUUCCAGAGCAUCGAGCCCCCCAACGGCCCUGCCAUCUCCCAGAUCCUCCCCCAGGCGCUCAAGCCGUUCCUUCCCGUUGCUUAG